Molecule: messenger RNA, 2295 nt
Organism: Pyricularia pennisetigena
Lineage: Eukaryota; Fungi; Ascomycota; Sordariomycetes; Magnaporthales; Pyriculariaceae
Exons: 1
Coding region: 1-2295 (764 amino acids)
Biological process (GO): L-tryptophan biosynthetic process
Cellular component (GO): cytosol
Molecular function (GO): anthranilate synthase activity; phosphoribosylanthranilate isomerase activity; indole-3-glycerol-phosphate synthase activity
Source: RefSeq, a predicted model, not a curated record
AUGGCCACUACAGGCAUUGUCGACAACUCACCUCAUCAUCCCGACCCCUCACCACCAGUUCCCACGGCGUCAAACCUGAUUCUCAUUGACAACUAUGACUCAUUCACCUGGAAUGUCUACCAAUACCUCGUACUUGAGGGUGCCAAGGUCACCGUCUACCGCAAUGACCAGAUCACGCUCGAUGAGCUGAUAGCUUUGAAACCCACCCAGCUGGUCAUCAGCCCCGGACCCGGCCACCCAAGGACUGAUUCAGGAAUCAGUCGUGAUGCCAUCAAGCACUUUGCCGGCAAGAUUCCCAUCUUUGGCGUGUGUAUGGGCCAGCAGUGCAUCAUCGAUCUGUACGGGGGCGAGGUCAGCUUCGCCGGGGAGAUCCUGCACGGCAAGACGUCUCCCCUGGUCCACGACGGUAAGGGGGUUUACGCCGGCCUGGCACAGGGUCUGCCCGUCACCAGGUACCACUCCCUGGCAGGUACCCAUGUGAGCCUCCCCGAGGCCCUUGAGGUCACCUCGUGGAUUGCCAAGGAGGACGGCAGCAAGGGCGUCAUCAUGGGCGUCCGGCACAAGGAGUACGCCAUCGAGGGCGUACAGUUCCAUCCCGAGAGCAUCCUCUCCGCCGACGGCCGCGCCAUGUUCCGCAACUUUGUCAGGCUCCAGCACGGCACCUGGGCGGAGAACUCGGAGAUUCUGCAACAGGCCAAGGACGCCGCCGCUAGCUCCAAGGCCAAAGAGGCUGUCGCCUCCUCGGGCGGCAAGAAGCCUAACAUUCUGCAAAAGAUCUACGCCCGCCGCAGGGAGUUGGUGUCGGCCCAGAAGCAGCUCCCGUCGCAGAGAAUGGCCGACCUCGAGGCUGCAUAUCGACUCAAUGCCGCUCCCCCGCUGGUGCCCCUAAUCGACCGCCUCCGCCAGUCCCCCUUCGAAGUGGCGCUUAUGGCUGAGAUUAAGCGUGCUUCGCCGUCCAAGGGCGAUUUUGCACCGCACAUCAAUGCCCCGGCCCAGGCGCGCAAGUAUGCCCUAGCAGGCGCCAGCGUCAUCUCGGUUCUCACAGAACCAGACUGGUUCAAGGGGAGCAUCGAGGACCUGAGAGCCAUUAGACAGGUUCUUGCCGGCAUGCCAAACAGGCCGGCAAUACUCCGCAAGGAGUUCAUCUUUGACGAGUAUCAGAUCCUCGAGGCGAGGUUGGCCGGAGCCGACACGGUGCUUCUGAUUGUGAAAAUGCUGGAAGUCGACGUACUCAAGCGCCUAUACGACUACUCCUUGUCAUUGGGAAUGGAGCCGUUGGUCGAGGUUCAAAAUGGCGAUGAAAUGUCCAUCGCCGUGGAGCUUGGUGCAAAGGCCAUUGGUGUGAACAACCGCAACCUAGAGAGUUUUGAGGUCGACCUGGGCACGACGAGCCGGCUGAGAUCCAUGGUACCAGAGUCCACCAUCCUGUGUGCGCUCAGCGGCAUCAACACGCACGAUGAUGUCAUGGCCUACAAGAAGGAUGGAGUCAACGCCGUGCUCGUCGGCGAAUCCAUCAUGCGGGCUCCGGACGCCUCCGAGUUCAUCCAUCAGCUUUGCGCAGGCGUAGCCGCAGCACCCGCAGAGCCCCAGCCCGGGCCUUUGCUGGUCAAGAUCUGCGGCACGAGAACGGCCGAGGCCGCGGCAGAGGCCGUCAAGGCGGGAGCCGAUAUGGUGGGAAUGAUACUGGUCCCCGGCACGAAGCGAUGCGUCUCGGACGAGGCGGCCCUGGAGAUAUCAAAGGCGGUGCACGAGACGGCGCCGUCUUCGGCUGCCCCAAAAUCACAACAGACGACCCCAAAGGAUUUUUUCUCGCAAGGCAGAGAGUCGCUCAGGAGAAAAGGGCCGCUGCUGGUUGGAGUCUUCCAGAACCAGCCCCUCGACGAGAUUCUGGAAAAACAGGCACGAUAUAAGCUGGAUGUUGUCCAGCUCCAUGGCAACGAGCCCGUGGAAUGGGCAAGGCUGAUACCCGUGCCCGUCGUGCGCAAGUUCAAGCCUGGGGAACCAGGGCUUGGGCUCCGUGGCUACCACGUACUGCCGCUGUUGGACUCUGGCUCCGGGUCCGGACAGCAACUGGAUGCAGCGGCCGUCAAGGCCGAAUUCGAGAAGGACGCGGAUCUGCAGGUCGUCUUUGCGGGCGGGUUGGGGCCUGACAAUGUAGAGCACGCCGUCUCGGCCUUGGGCGAGUUUGCCGGCCGGGUGGUGGGAGUGGAUGUCAGCAGUGGAGUCGAGGAGGACGGCAAGCAAAGCUUGGCCAAGAUACGGGCCUUUGUUGAGGCUGCUAGACGUAUUAGAUAA